Molecule: messenger RNA, 4690 nt
Organism: Puntigrus tetrazona (Sumatra barb)
Lineage: Eukaryota; Metazoa; Chordata; Actinopteri; Cypriniformes; Cyprinidae
Gene: exoc6b
Product: exocyst complex component 6B
Exons: 24
Coding region: 519-2963 (814 amino acids)
Biological process (GO): intracellular protein transport; exocytosis; Golgi to plasma membrane transport
Cellular component (GO): exocyst; membrane
Source: RefSeq, a predicted model, not a curated record
AUAUUUAAUUCUUUUAGACAUUUUUACAUUCUGCAUUAAGUUGCGUUUGUUAACGUCAUGUUACGUUUAAUAACUUAAUAUGUUUGGUAUGUUUGUAGGCCUACGUGAAGCACGAGAUGUCGCUGUCUUGCAGCGCAGGGUUUGCGUUUGAAUUGAUAGUACACACGGGUUGUAAUAAUCAGCAUCGUAAUUCUCAUGAUACAGUGUCAUGCAUUCAUUCAUUAACCGAAUGAAAACAUUUCCCUCAUUAAUCAGCCCGAGGUCAUUUUCGUUUUACACUGUGACAAAGUAGCUAAAAAGUUCAUAUUUGUCUAAUAAGCAAUAAACGUCUCCUCCGUAUGCGUUCACUAAGUAUUGCAGAUAAAUACAACGUUGUUUUGGCCACUCUAAAAGUUAUUUCGCUGUAAUGAAUCGUUCAACAGUAAUACCGGAAGUAAAAGCUCCAGUCUUUUCCUCUCUCUCUCUCUCGCUCUGGGCGCUGUGUUUGUUCUGUAGAGCGCGUCGCGAGGGCAUGGAAGAUGGCGAGCGCCGAGACCGCGGCAGAGCACGAGCGAAUCCUGCGCGAGAUUGAGAGCACAGACACUAACUGCAUUGGGCCAACACUCCGGUCUGUUUAUGAUGGACAGGAACAUGGACUCUUCAUGGAUAAACUGGAAGGGCGGAUUCGAAACCACGACCGUGAAAUUGAGAAGAUGUGCAACCAUCAUUUCCAGGGCUUUGUGGACUCCAUUACUGAGCUGCUCAAAGUGCGCGGAGAAGCCCAGAAACUCAAGUGUCAGGUGACCGAGACCAAUCAGAAGCUCCAAAAUGACGGCAAGGAGCUCCUGACAUCAAUGGAUGAGCUGAGACAGUGCCGUCUGCAGCAGAGGAAUAUCGCCACCACCAUUGACAAACUCACACACUGCUUACCAGUGUUGGAGAUGUACAGCAAACUGCAGGAGCAGAUGAGGGCUAAAAGAUACUACCCUGCACUACGAACCCUGGAACAGUUGGAGGAGAGUUGUUUGCCCCAAGCUGGAUCAUAUCGUUUCUGCGGCAUCAUGUCAGAGAAUAUCCCACGCCUGCGCACGCACAUCAGAGACGUCUCCAUGUCUGACCUCAAAGACUUCCUGGAGAGCAUCCGCAAGCAUUCGGAUAAGAUCGGAGAGACUGCCAUGAAACAGGCACAGGUGCAGAUUGCUCGUGACAAUGCCGUGACGUCACAGCAGCGGUCUGCGAGUGGACGGAGGAUACGAAAGGAAAUGUGCUCGGGCACAGAGGUGGACAGAACUGGAAAUAACCCCUUUUCAGAAAAGGAUUCUGGGAUACUGGAUGUGGAGGAGGAAGAUGAGAUUCCUGGUGCACAGGACCUGGUGGACUUCUCUCCUGUGUAUCGCUGUUUACACAUCUACACUGUAUUGGGUGCCCGGGACACAUUUGAGAACUACUACAGGAAGCAGCGGCGGAAACAGGCCCGACUAGUGCUGCAGCCUCACUCUAACAUGCAUGAAACGUUAGAGGGGUACAGGCGCUACUUCAAUCAAAUCGUUGGGUUUUUUGUAGUGGAGGACCACAUCUUGCACACCACACAGGGGUUGGUAAACAGAGCUUAUGUGGAGGAAUUGUGGGAGCUGGCCCUUUCAAAGACCAUUGCAGCAUUGCGUACUCAUUCAUCUUAUUGCACUGAUCCAGACCUGAUUUUAGAUCUGAAGAAUCUUAUUGUGCUGUUUGCAGACACACUGCAGGGUUAUGGUUUUCCAGUAAACCAGUUGUUUGAUAUGUUGCUGGAGAUGAGAGAUCAAUAUGGAGAGGUCCUGCUGAAAAAGUGGAAUCAGUCCUUCAGGCAAAUCUUGGAUCAAGACAACUACAGCCCCAUUCCCGUGGUGUCCCCUGAAGAGUAUCAGCGAAUGGCAGGCCAAUUCCCCUUCCAGGAUCCAGAGCUCGACAAGAUGCCUUUUCCGAAGAAGCUGCCAUUUUCUGAAUUUGUGCCUAAAGUAUACUCACAACUCAAAGAAUUCAUCUAUGCCUGCCUGAAAUAUUCUGAGGACUUACACCUUAGCUCCACAGAAAUUGAUGACAUGAUCCGUAAGUCUACAAACCUCCUGCUCACACGAACCCUUAGCCACUGCCUACAGUAUGCCAUAAAGAAGAAAAACGUAGGACUGGCGGAGUUGGUUCAGAUCAUCAUCAACACCACUCACCUGGAGCAGUCCUGUCACUACCUAGAAGAGUUUAUCUCCAACAUAACCAACGUGCCUCCUGACACCAUUAAUGCCACCAAACUCUACGGAACCUCCACCUUUAAGGAUGCAAGGCAUGCCGCUGAAGAGGAGAUCUACACUAACCUGAAUCAAAAGAUUGACCAGUUUCUGCAGCUGGCUAAUUAUGAUUGGACGGCAGCACAGGGAGGUGGGCAAGCCAGUGACUACCUGAUUGAUCUCAUCGCUUUCCUCUGUAGCACCUUUGCAGUGUUCACUCACUUGCCUGGCAAUGCUAUAGAGCACGCCACGUUACCGGGGAAGGUGGCUCAGACGGCAUGUAUGUCAGCCUGUAAACACCUUUCAACCUCUCUGCUGCAGCUGCUGCUGGAGGCUGAUGUCAGGCAAGUGUCUAUGGGAGCCCUGCAGCAGUUCAAUGUGGAUGUCAAAGAGUGCGAGAGGUUUGCCAGGGCCGGCCCGGUGCCUGGCUUCCAGGGGGACACUCUGCUGCUCGCCUUCAUCGACUUGAGACAAUUACUGGAUCUCUUCACUCAGUGGGAUUGGUCCACGUAUCUGGCUGACUACGGCCGACCCACCUGCAAGUACCUGCGAGUCAAUCCUCACACGGCUCUGGCCCUUCUAGAGAAGAUUUCUCGGUCGAUGAAGGACACCAGCCGCAAGAACAACAUGUUUGCUCAGUUCCGUAAAAACGAACGAGACAAGCAGAAGCUCAUAGACACCGUUGUCAAACAGCUGAGAAAUCUCAUCGCCACCAACCAGGCCUGAGAAGCUCAAAUCAGCACGUGGCCCCACGUCACGAUGAACCGCCACCAGGCUGCGGGGACUGCUCUCGCACUCCUCCAUUAGUUGGACGUAUUCCCACACAGACACUUGCGCUAACAUGCACAUAUAAACCUUUCUGAAAGGUGCACCUGCUAAACCAUCCCGUGCCUGCGUGAUAUGGUAUCCACGUCUUCCUAUGUGACUACCUAAACACAAGGACAACAAAUCACAUUUUGCUCUUUAAAGCUGGAUUUGGUUGCCUUUUAUUGUCUUGAGCGUCUUACAAAAAGGACUGUUUUCCUUUACAAUAGUUCUGAAGUGUUAUCCCAUUUUUGAAUUUUACGACUACAUUUAUACUGUAAUGUGGAUAUUGGUGCAAAGUUAAAGGAAAUUGGAACACUAACUAGACUUAAAUAUUGCUGUCGUAAUUUCUAACAGAUAAAAUUUAAAGAGCUAAAAAUGUACUCACCUUCCCUUUAUUCCAAACCUUUCUAUGGAACACAAAAGAUGAUAUUAAUGUAAUUAUUAUGUUGAUACAUUGGAAGUCAAAAUGAUAGCCAAAACUGUUUGGUGGCCAAAUAAUAUUUUCUUUUGUGUUCUACAGAGAAAAACAUACAGGUCUGCAGCAACAUGUGGAUAAAUGAUGAUAGAAUUAGCGUUUUGGAAAAACUAUUACUUUAAGAUUUGUGAGAAACUGAAUGAUCUCAGAUGGGUCAAGGGUUCACCUGAGCGCUGGUUAUAAUGAGGGAAGUUCUCAAUACAGGGAAUCUAGUUACUGCCCUUGUUCAAUCUUUCAUGUGUAGUAAUUGUAUACUAGACAUGCUUCAGCUUUCGUCUGUUACAAGCUUAAUACCUUAAAGAACAACCGCUGUGUGGCAGUUUUGGAGAGGAUUCAUUUACUAUUGUCAUGAAAAUGGCCAGGUUAAGGUUAGGUUCUGUGUUUUUUUCGACCAUACUUCAAAUAUGCAGAAUAGAGGCGUUUGUCUCUCGUAUUCAUUAAUUGCAAAUAUAUCAGCCAGCAUUCAAUGCCAAAACUGACUGAAGAUGUGUAAGGUAGAGGAACAUUCUAGAGCAGGCUAAUGUCAGCACAUUUACACAGUCACACCGCUGUACAUUAAAUCCUAAUAUAAUUGCUUUUAGUAUUUAAGCAGUGUCGUCUUCCCAUAACUUUGAUAUUUUCUCUGAUAGGAAUGAGGGUGCAAUAUUUCUUAUUUCUUUUGAAAUUGACCUGAGAGUUUUAGGUAGCAGAGAUUGUUGUGUUUAAAGGGAGUUUGCUUUUUUUUUCGUUUCCAUUUUCACUGGCACAAAAGAUGUGCGUUUGAAACCUGUUCCCUUACAAUGGAUGCAAAACCAUUAAACCAUAAAGGGAAUUUUUCAUUUUUAGGGACGGAAUGUGCGCCAUGUCAAAUUAUUUUGAGCUGUCUUCUGGAUUCAGUCUGUGCCUUCAAUUUUUUCCAUGCCUGUAAUUGAUUGUGUGUGUGUGUUUUUUUUUGUUUUGUUUUUUUUCUUCCCACACAGCACCUGGUCUUGGGCGCAUGACCAGUGCAUGAACAUGUGCUGGUGUGUGAAAGCGAGCGUGCAUUAAAACAUUCAGCCUUAGCAGACAGCUCUGAUUGUAGAGAAUACAAUACUGACUCCAGAGAGAUGCACUGUACAAAUUGUUUUAUUAAACCACUAAUGAAUAUUACAAUACUAAUAAAUUCAGCAAAUGCAAACAAGUAAUAAAUCAA